UGCUAAGAUAAGAGGAGUCACUGAGAGUGAGAAUAAGAUGGACAACGAUACGUAUUUCAUGGCUGUGGCCGUCCUCGCUGCAAAAUGGAGCCCGGACCCUAACACUAAGGUCGGGGCCUGCAUUGUGAACCCGGAUAAGAAGAUUGUGGGCAUCGGCUACAAUAGGAUGCCGAAUGGCUGCCCCAAUGGAUCGCUGCCUUGGGCUCGAGAGAGUGAGGACCCACUUGGAAAUAAAUAUCUGUAUGUGUGCCAUGCUGAGCUGAACGCCAUCAUGAACAAAACCUCGGCAGAUGUGAAGGGCUGCACCAUUUAUGUGUCCCUGUUCCCCUGCAAUGAGUGUACCAAGAUCAUCAUCCAAUCAGGUAUAAAGGAUGUGAUUUAUUUGUCAGACAAGUACAAAGGCGAGAACACUACAAAAGCCUCCAAAAAAAUGCUUGAUUUGGCGGAAAUCCCAUACAGGGUUUUUCUGCCAGCUUCCAAAGAGAUCGUCAUUGAUUUUGGUGAAAUUGCGCCUGGUCUAUUUGGUAAUCCACCGGCUGAUCCACCAGCUGAUUGACGUCCGGCCCUCUCCACUAUCCUUCCUCUACCACUGAUGGCUUCUGUUCUCUCCUUCUCAACACAAUCACUGCCUCUGAAGAUCUGAAUUUAGGUGAUCGUAGGGAGCUGGUGUAUUUAGUCUGUUAUACUUUUACUUUGAGUCUUUUAACCUGCAAAUGUUUUAAAACUUUGUAAAAAAUAUAUAUAUUACUAAAAGCUUUGGAAUGUAAAUAGUGGCAACACUAUUCCUAAGCUGUCAGCAGCACAGGCUGUCACCCUUAGUGCCUUUAAAAUAGUUGAGUUUGUAUCUCAUUUUUUCUGGGUUUGUAUCUAUUUACCUUAAUUUUUCCCCUAACAGCAAGUAUAAUGCUAUUAAGUGUAAUCUUCCACAUGUAUUACUGAAGUACUGCCUUUUAGAAAUGUUUAAUGACUAAUAGUCAAGUUUAGAUAUAGUGGGUCUGUUAUGUCCAUUUUGAAGGCAUUGUUGUGAAUGGCUUUUUAAUUCAAUGCAACAUAUAGCUUACCAAAUGCAUUUUCUGUUUGACUCCACUACUGCUGUGACAAAAUAAAAUCAGCCAAAACCUG
This is a messenger RNA of Alosa alosa (allis shad), 1122 nucleotides long. RefSeq names its product deoxycytidylate deaminase-like. Gene Ontology annotation, cellular component: cytoplasm. Gene Ontology annotation, molecular function: zinc ion binding; dCMP deaminase activity. Bases 38 to 556 code for a protein of 172 amino acids. Gene Ontology annotation, biological process: dTMP biosynthetic process; dUMP biosynthetic process. NCBI's taxonomy places the organism in Eukaryota, Metazoa, Chordata, Actinopteri, Clupeiformes, Clupeidae. The record is from RefSeq and is a predicted model, not a curated record. The transcript is spliced from 6 exons.